AUAGUCCAGUUCAAUGGUCGGUCAGUGUACAGUUCUUCCUCCGCGAAGCUGGAGUUGCAAGAGAUCAAUCAAACCAUGUCUAUGACUUCAUGACAUUUGAACGAGAACGAUUUUUUCUUUGCAUGUUUGAUGCAUGCGAGACUUUGCAUACAUUGAUAUGUAGCUUAAAAAAUGGCGUAUUCUCUAUUUAAAGUAAGGGUUACAUAAAGAAGAGCGCCAUGACAACUCCAACGUCUGCGGGAGAACGGCUCAUUGACUAUUUCGUUGUUUGCGGACUUGACAAUGUGUCCGGCUUGGAACCCGACCAGCUAUUAGGUGAUUCACAUCACGUUCCACCCCUUGAAAGAUCUUAUCGGGCAAAGACAUUAGCUCAUUAUCCUGAUCAUGUCCCCUGGAAUCCAUUUGAUGAACAUGCAGUUUGCAUGUUAUCACUACCGAACGGUCUUCAAUUCAAGCUCAACACAGAAACUCACAAUCCGUCAUUUCAUUCUCUUAUAACGCGCGAGGACGGCUCGAGGAUGAACGGUUCUCUCACGUUUUACGAAAAAGUGAAAGACUACGAUAUAUGUCAAGCGAUGCAGGUUCUACAAGAUAUGUAUAUUGCCGAGUUGGCGCUAUCCUCCAACAAUUCCAGGUCACAUUCUGCCGUACAUUUCCAUAGCCAUGUAGAGGGGUUUCAUUCGUACGAGCGCAAGAAUUUCCCGUCACCAACACGCAAAGGCAUUAAGUUGUACGAUUCAGAAGAACACAAUCUUCUUGUUUCCAAGUCCCUGUGUCUGGUCAUGCCUUUUCCUUUUGUGAGCGCAGCAAAAUCGUGCCUGAAUAAGAUAUAUCAGGGGGGGUUGAGUGAAGGUACACUCAGGUUAACAAUGGAAUGCUACCUCUACAAUUUGAUUUAUGAAGUGCCACUGCCUCCCCCGGGAAGGAAUCUAAAGUUUACCUGCAUUAGAGAUGACGUGUUGUGCCAAAGGCCGGGCGAGAAUGAAUUGCCCCUGUUUGAUUACCCUUUGGAAGAUGUCUUCAAUUUAAUUGGUGUGAAAGAUUUUAUAAAACUUAUUUCGUGUGUGAUGUUGGAGCAUCAGAUAUUGAUUUUGGGAUCUGACUUAUAUACAUUUAUGUUGGUCGCUGAAACCAUUGUGUCUUUAAUUUUUCCAUACAAUUGGCAACAUGUGUAUGUGCCCAUACUUCCCGCCUCUCUUCUUCAUUUCCUCGAAGCUCCCGUACCUUUCAUCAUGGGUCUAUACUGCAAGGACACAGACGACAUAGAUGAUUUUCUUCCCUCAAAGUCUCUUUGCUGUUUGGAUAUCAACAAUCGAGUUUUGACAGUUCCAGAAGAAUUACCAGACUUACCGUUCGCCGAAGAAUUGGCACGAGACCUUUCGGAAGUGCUUGUUAAAUUUAACAGCAAAAGAAUUAAAAGUGUUUCGAAAAUGGACUCCUCUACUUCACCUACAAAAAAAGAAAUUUGCUCGCAAAACCGAAAUCAAACGAACUUGAAUAUGCAAAAAUAUAAAAGUUUGACCGACAUCAAUAAUAUGGACCCAAAGUUGAACGACAUGACGAAAGCUUUGGACUCAGGCAUGAUUCGACAGUACGAGUUCAAUGCGGAGGUCGAAAUUCUUUUAAACUGGUUUAUACAGGUUUUUCUCGACUACGAAAGCUUCGUGAUUCAUCCGAAAGAUGACCAGGACGUGGAAGAAUGGAUUCAAAAUCGCAAAGAAAUGGAGAAUUUCGACAAGACUGCCUUCCUGUCCGAUCAACCAGCAACGUUUUUGUCUUUUCUUUCACCUUUCAUCGAAACACAAAUGUUUGCUUCAUUUAUCGACGCAAAACUGAUCAGUUUGUCGGAGCGUGAUUCUAGAUUCGAGUUAUUUGAUCAAAGGAUAUCUUCCAUGAAGAAUAGAUUGGACAUAAACAGAUCACAUUCCUACGAGAAAUGCCAAAGUACAAAAGCUCGGUGCAAAUAUUGUAUAGAAGAACGAACUCGGUCGACCAUACUGCUCCAAGUCCACAUGUACUUGAUGUGCCUUGGAGAUGGUUUCUUUCCCGAAUUAAUCGAAGAUGCUUUUCUCUCGACGAAUCGUCGAGCACAGAGGAUAAAUUGGCGACGUCGUGAUCGUCAACAGCACUCUGAACAUCUGUUGUUAAAUUCUGCCAUGAAACAGGAUGGAAAGAAAAUGCGUGAAAAACUUGCAGUUAGCAUAAAGAAGUACCUUCAAGAAAACGAAAAUGCCCGCAGUCCAAAGUCUCAACUCGGCGAUAUGAGUUUAAAUUCAUCUGAUGCACACAUCAACUUCAUUCAACGAUUAUUGACCGAGUGCAAAGCGAGGACGAAAAGAAUGCUGGUAAUGAAGAUGGGCCAGGAAGCGAGGGACCUGGGUCAUAAUGACGCGAAUGGAGUUGAAGAAAACAGUCUGAUUGCCGGUUUGUGUGACCUCCUGGACAGAAUCUGGGGUCAUGGGCCUUACGAUCUGAAGGCUAAAUCUCCAUUAUGGCUCCAUAUAAUGUCCUACUACAACAGUUGGGAUGGAGAUGAGAUGAUUAUGAAUGAAGGCAUCCAACUCACCCUGUCAGCGCAGUCAAGUUCUUCGCCGGUCCUUCAACAUCGCCAAUACGCCAGGCGGAGCACGUCUCCUGAACAAUCUGAAAUACGCUCGAAAGUCCUGCUGCUCGUCGUAUCCAUGGAAACCAAGGCGUUAAUGGCUGAUGUAAGAAGUGUAAAGAAUCUGACGGAAAUCAAGACUGAUAAUGGAUGUCUUCGUGCAUUUGUCAGGUUGGCCUUAGAGAAGAAAACGCUUUCAAAACAUUUGAAAACAUUACUGAAUGAUAAAGAAAUUUUAAGGAAGUUCUACAAAAAUUACGCAUUUGUUCGUACAGAAGAAGAAAGAGAACAGUUUCUCGUAUACCUAUUGUCAUUGAACGCUGUGGAAUACUUCUGUUUCACCAAUUGCUUUACAACAUUAGCCAUCACGUAUAAGGUUGUCAUAGUGACAGGAAAGCAUUUGGGUGGGAGUACGACCACGGCAAAUGUAUGGAUGAUAUUGGCUGGUGAGAUUAAAGAUACUGGAAUUAUUUAUGUACCCAAGGGCGCAUGCGAGUUUCGCUUUCAGCAUCCGAAUGUUGGAAAACUGACGACAUUACGAAUUGGUCAUGAUAACUCUGGCUACGCUCCAGGAUGGUUUGUUGAGCACGUGUUAGUUCGUAAUGAAAUCACUGGACAUUUAUACAGAUUUCCUUGUGGUCGAUGGCUAUCAAAAAGCAAUGACGAUGGUAGUACGGAGAGGUUGUUGGUUGGCGAGCUUCAAAGAAUACACAACAAUAACCAUAAUGAGGACAUGUCGUAUUCAACAUCGAAUUCUCCGCAAAGACGAUCACCGGUCAUGACGAAAAAAAAUGCAGAAAAGAAUAAAAUUUCUGUGGUUCAAGAAAACCUUGCAAAUGCUGUCAAUAAGAUCGUGAAAUACUUUUGCACAGAGGAAUCGGAAGAGAGAGGAUAUUUAACGUAUUUAUUAUGUGGUGAAAAUGGACUUUGUGACUCAUUGGAGCAGGUGUUUCAUUACGGUUUCAAGUCCUCACGUAUUUUUCAGAAGAACUUUUUCAUUUGGGAUUUUAUUGAAAAAGUAAACAUCUAUCUAAAAUCGGACGAAGGGACAUAUAUUCUAACCGAGCAGCGUCCAGCAAAGUUGUCGUUUUGCUCCAUCGUACAGAAGAUUAAUGAUGCCUCACAAACUGUAGGCAAAGAUGGAAAGGUACAAGGAUUUUCUGUUUUUCUUUUUAGGGAUCAUUCACUGGAAAAGUGGUUUCCUUUGAUCUCUAUUUGUCCUGUCACAACCAAUAUGUACGAACAGAAUUCAUUUUUACGGGAUAAAGGCUUAAUUCGGUACUUAGUGAACGUACUUGGGUCGCUGGCUGAAUACAAUAUAGUUCUAGAGGCGUCUCUCUUGAAAGGAUUAUCCUGAUAAUAUUAUGUCCUUGGCAAGUUGUGUACCAUUUUGCCCCACGGAGUGAAAAGUAUCCAUCAUUGGUGGCUGUGUUGGUCAAAACAAGAAAAGAAUUUGCAAGCGUUCCUUUGGGGUAGUGACCAUGAAGUUAAUUAUGUCGAACACUGCGAAGACACUCGAAAAAUCGGAAACAGAAGAAACACACUUUAUGCAUCGUUUAUAUUAUACAGUGGUAGGAAAUUGUUAUGCAUUAAUGGUGUUUUUUAUUACAUAGUAUUGAUGAAAUGAGAGCUUUAGAUGGUUUAUUGCUUAUGAAUUAAACGAAGAUAGUGUAGAGAGUGGUAAAUUUGUGGCUGAGUUGCUCCUAACACAAAGUUUAUAACAAAACCGAAACUUUCAGCGACAAAUCAAGUGCCUUAAAAAGAGUUACAACCUGUUCUUCUCAGCUACAUUUUUGCCUGUAUUUUUGCGUACAUUAAACUAAAAUUAAACAGAGAGAUUGAAUUAUGUGAGAAAUCGUUUGUAAUGAUUAAUUAUGUUGUUAUAGUUCUUUAGUUUUCUCUUUAUAGCUUGUUGGAUUGAAAUGUAUGGAUUUUUAUAGAUUAUUUGUAGAAUAAGAAAGAUUAAUAUAUUUGAAAAUUUCAGUUUAAUCUA
Xenia sp. Carnegie-2017 is the source of this 4595-nucleotide messenger RNA. RefSeq names its product DENN domain-containing protein 5B-like. Gene Ontology annotation, molecular function: guanyl-nucleotide exchange factor activity; small GTPase binding. Lineage: Eukaryota; Metazoa; Cnidaria; Anthozoa; Malacalcyonacea; Xeniidae. The record is from RefSeq and is a predicted model, not a curated record.